UUUUUUGGAUUUCCCCUUUUUUCUUCUUUCAUCACAGCGACACACUGCAGCGUCAGGACGCCAAAGCUGAAGAAUAACAGGUCUGCUGUCAGUGGAGCGCCUCUCUGCCGGAACACAGUGCGAGACGUGCGUCAUGCUGGACGGCAUAAAAAUCGAAGAUCAUCCCCUGCGAUCGGGACAGGCCACGCUGGGCGUCAUGCUCGGGACAGAAUGUCACCAUCCGGCUGUGUGCGAAGGAUGCCAGCGUCCCAUCUCCGACCGCUUCUUGAUGCGGGUCAACGAUUCGUCGUGGCAUGAAGAGUGUUUGCAGUGUACCGUGUGUCAACAGCCUCUCACCACCAGCUGUUACUUCAGAGAAAGGAAACUUUACUGCAAGCACGACUACCAACAGCUGUUUGCAACCAAGUGCAGCGGCUGCAUGGAGAAGAUCGCGCCCACGGAGUUUGUGAUGAGGGCUCUGGAGUGCGUCUACCACCUGAACUGCUUCUGCUGCUGUGUAUGCGAUCGGCAGCUGAGGAAAGGCGAUGAGUUUGUGCUGAAGGAAGGUCAGCUGCUGUGCAAGAUCGACUACGAGAGGGAGAAGGACUUACUCAGCUCUGUCAGCCCUGAUGACUCAGACUCAGAGAAAAGUGACGAUGAGGAGCUGGACAUCAAGCCAGAGAAAGGCAUUGGAGGCCAAGGGAAGGGAGAUGAAGGAAAAGAUCCCAGGAGGCCUAAAAGACCACGAACUAUCCUAACAACUCAGCAGAGGCGAGCCUUCAAGGCCUCAUUUGAGGUGUCUUCAAAACCCUGCAGAAAGGUGAGAGAGACGCUGGCAGCAGAGACAGGACUCAGUGUUCGGGUGGUUCAGGUGUGGUUCCAGAACCAGAGAGCUAAGAUGAAGAAGUUGGCACGAAGACAGCAGCAGCAACAAGAACAACAGAAUUCUCAGAGGCUUGGCCAAGAGGUAAUGUCCAAUCGUAUGGAAGGGAUGAUGAACUCCUUCACACCGCUGGCUCCACCGCAGCAGCAGCUGGUCGCUAUGGAUCAAAACGGUUACAGCACAGACCCAUUCCAGCAGGGGCUCACCCCACCACAGAUGCCCGGGGACCACAUGAACCCAUAUGGAAAUGACUCUGCAUUCCAUGACAUAGACAGCGACACGUCCUUAACCAGCCUCAGCGAUUGCUUCAUGGCAUCAUCCGAGGUCAACUCCAUGCAAGCCCGCGUGGGGAACCCCAUCGAUCGCCUCUACUCCAUGCAGAACUCUUAUUUCGCGUCAUGAAAGAGUGGAAACACAGCACAGAAUAAACUGGCCAUUUCAACCCAGUGGCUGACAUCCAGGAGUUCCUCCACGAACACGGACAUGAAAGAAGAAACAGCGCCUCGCCGUAGCUUCUGGUGAUGCGCGGAAGCUCGCUCAAAGAUAUAACCACUAGUUGUAGCACAGAAACAAUUCCUGGGGAAGAGAGUUAAAUAUUGUUAGAGAUCACUCAGUAGGGUUGUUUAUCUAUUACCGGAGCUAUUUUGUUCACGUAAAGGAAACGAGUAGAUACUGAAGCCACUGAUGACACAGUCUCAAACCAAAUAACAGCAAAUUUAUACAGUGCAUGAUCAAUUGUAAAGUAGAACUUUUUGUAAGCCCCCUGGUUAAGAUGUGGUGUUUGGACUGUUCCUUCUUUACACGACACGGAUUUCCAUGUUCACCGUUAGCAUUUUGAACACUUUGACUAGGUUUAGAUAUUGUGUUAAUAGUAAAUAGCUGCAGCAUGUCUGCAAGAGUGACUGUACAUUUGUGUAUGUAUGAGAGUUUGUGAUGAGGACAAAUUGUCUCGAAGGGAAAAGCGAGCAGAGAAAUUGGAGGACGCGUAGGAUCGGCGGUGUAAAUAUUUUCCCCAGGAAAAUUGGAUGUGCAUGUUAAAAAUGGAAAGCAUUUUAUUUAUUUAACUAUAACAGGCUCUUGAAGGUACAUAUUAAAACUGAAAAGCUUUAUUUAAAAAAGGAGAACUUUUUUGUUUCGUUGUUGAGCAGUUAGUGAGUUCAUGAGUAUCUCGACUCAUUUGUAUGCUGUUUAAAUAUGAAGAUUAGCCUUUCUGUUUAUUUUUUUUCUUCAGCCAAGCUGUAAAUGAGCAAUGUGCUAUUUAUUUCGUACAGACUAUAAACCUUUUUUUUUUGUUGUUAUCACGGUCAUAUUUGCAUCUUCAACAUGUUAAUGUUGCUAAUUGACCAAAGUCGACUGGUUUUGAUGAAUAAAUAAUGUCUUUCUCCUGAUAAUGUUAAAUAAAUGCCAUUCAGUGAUCGUUCAACAUUUCA
Thalassophryne amazonica is the source of this 2292-nucleotide messenger RNA. RefSeq names its product LIM homeobox transcription factor 1, beta b (gene lmx1bb). Gene Ontology annotation, molecular function: DNA-binding transcription factor activity, RNA polymerase II-specific; RNA polymerase II transcription regulatory region sequence-specific DNA binding. Gene Ontology annotation, cellular component: nucleus. Gene Ontology annotation, biological process: neuron differentiation; regulation of transcription by RNA polymerase II. Lineage: Eukaryota; Metazoa; Chordata; Actinopteri; Batrachoidiformes; Batrachoididae. The transcript is spliced from 9 exons. The coding region runs from base 134 to 1264 and encodes 376 amino acids. The record is from RefSeq and is a predicted model, not a curated record.